UGGAGUGUGAAUGUGAUGAGUAAGGGGCAUUAUGGUCAAGAAAAGGUUGUAAGGGAACAAGUGUUGUGUAAGUGUGAAGAGUGAAGAGUGAAGAGUGAAGAGUGAAGUAAGAAGACAAAAAGAGGUGAGGGAAAGUCGUGGGAACGAAGAAGCGAACAAAGACAAAUCAAGGAGGAAAGGGAAAAGCCCUUGUGCUUUUUUGGGGUUUGUUUCUCACCAGAGGUUGCUGAUGUUGGUGCUCUUCAUUGCAGAAGCUUAUUUCAAGCAUUGUGGAAGUGACCUGAGCAUUUAGCUGUUUGAGUAGAAAAUAUGAGCUACGGCAGCUCCUCAACGAGUUCUGGUGGUGGGACUUCUAGAAGGACAUUUGAGUUUGGAAGGACCCAUGUGGUCAGACCUAAAGGGAAACACCAGGCAACUAUAGUUUGGCUACAUGGCCUUGGUGAUAAUGGUUCAAGCUGGUCCCAACUUCUGGAAACUCUUCCUCUUCCAAAUAUUAAAUGGAUUUGCCCAACUGCUCCUACACGGCCUGUAGCCAUAUUUGGUGGAUUUCCUUGCACUGCUUGGUUUGAUGUUGGAGAGAUUUCAGAAGAUGCUCCUAAUGAUUUAGAGGGUUUAGAUGCUUCUGCAGCACAUGUUGCCAAUCUUUUGUCAACAGAGCCUCCAAAUAUCAAACUUGGUAUUGGGGGCUUCAGUAUGGGUGCUGCAACUGCACUGUAUUCAGCUACGUGCCAUGUUUUGGGGCACUAUGGGAAUGGAAACAUUUACCCUAUCAACUUAAGUGCAAUUGUUUCUUUAAGUGGCUGGCUUCCUUGUUCAAGGACCUUGAAAAACCAAAUUGAACGAUCACGUGAUGGCAUAAGGCGUGCAGCAUCAUUGCCCUUAUUUCUCUGCCAUGGAAAAGGUGAUGAUGUGGUUGCAUAUGAACAUGGAGAGAGGUCUGCAGUGGCCUUAAGUUCUGCAGGAUUCCCGAAUCUUAUAUUUAGGAGUUACAAUGGGUUGGGUCACUAUACAAUCCCUGAAGAGACUGAUGAAGUUUGCAGGUGGCUAACUGCAAAUUUGGGACUGGAGGGGUUUCGGUUGAACUGAACUAGACUAGAGAAGUAAAGCUGAAUUGGGUCACACAUAUAAACCAUAGUUAGGCAGUGAAAGAGGGGCUAUAAAAUAGAUAGUGGUGUGGUGGGGUAUAUUAGUGAUGGUAUAGUCGCUUCAUUCGCUCUCCUAUUCUCAUGGUACUAAAUAAAUGUUUUUUUUUCCAAGGGUUACUAUCUUUAUUGCUUUGAAAUUUGGGAAUGCUUUGGUGGGACAUGGAUAGUUUCCUCCACAUCCAGCAAAUUUUGUUUAUUUCAUUCGGGCAUGGAUAUGUAUGUUGCUUUAUGUAUUCAUAUUGUCUAAAUAAAGUCUAAUUUUAUUAAGCAGA
Cajanus cajan (pigeon pea) is the source of this 1417-nucleotide messenger RNA. RefSeq lists its product as uncharacterized. Gene Ontology annotation, molecular function: hydrolase activity. The record is from RefSeq and is a predicted model, not a curated record. NCBI's taxonomy places the organism in Eukaryota, Viridiplantae, Streptophyta, Magnoliopsida, Fabales, Fabaceae.